Molecule: messenger RNA, 236 nt
Organism: Racocetra persica
Lineage: Eukaryota; Fungi; Glomeromycota; Glomeromycetes; Diversisporales; Gigasporaceae
Source: the annotation of a GenBank genome assembly
AUGAAAAUUAUUGAUCCCAAAGAAGAUAGUAAUAAAAAUGAAAGUCAAAUUGAAAGUGGUAAAAGGGAAAUGACUAUUAAUAGGAUGCCUGAGGAUGAAGUGACACAAAUAAAAAAUGAAAUUAUAUCUGACAAUUCUGAUGAAAACGCUGUUAAGUUUAAAAGCGAUGAUUUGAUGAAGGAUAAGAAGACAAUAAAUAGCAUAAUGAAAAUAAAAUGUCGUAUUAAACAUCCCAU